AGCGUGCUUCUUUAAGUACUCGAUGACUUUGGCAAGGAUGACGCCGGUCAAUGGAAUGGCAUUAUCGGCGCAGCCGUCCUCCAUCAUGUGCUUGAUGGUCUCAGAGUGAAGAGCAACAGCCUCAUCAACCUCGAAUUCCUCUCCGUCGGAGCUCGUCAGAUUUAGCUUCUUGUUCUCAAUUUCAGUCGACAUGGUUAUUGGUUUCCAAGAAUGGACUCUAUAUGAGCAGGUUGCACUUGCAGCCAUGGACUGCCAGUGUCUUGAUGUUACAAAGGACCUCAUCAAGCUUGUAUGAAAGGCAUUUCCAGAGAGUAAAAGAGUUGGCAAGCUAGAGGCUAUGUUGUUUGAGGCAAAGGGAUCCUGGGCAGAGGCAGAGAAGGCUGAUCUAAUAUGUGAAUUUCAAUCCAUCCUUCUUUUGCGGGUAAUACAUAACAGAAGGGUAGAUAUGGCAAAGGCUCAAGGCGAUACUUCAGGGGCCAUUGAAUGGUUGAAUAAAUAUCUUGAAAUAUUUAUGGCCGAUAAUGAUGCUUGGAGAGAGCUGGCAGAAAUCUAUGUCUCAUUGCAAAUAAUUUGUGCAAGUUUUCACUCUUCACACCUCAAAAUGCAAGGUUGGGAGCGUGGUGCAGGAGCAACACUGGCUUGUGGAACUGGUGCUUGUGUUGUAGUUGUAGCAGCAGUUCUUGAGGGUCGUGCUGGGCGGAUAAGUUUUGGACUUUUGGGCUAUGUGUUAGAAGAAUAAUAUUAUAAUACUGAAAUAUUUCACAUGGAAAUGAAUUUUUUCCAUAUGCUUUAA
This is a messenger RNA of Rosa chinensis, 793 nucleotides long. Its product is annotated as diaminopimelate epimerase-like. Gene Ontology annotation, cellular component: EMC complex. The record is from RefSeq and is a predicted model, not a curated record. Gene Ontology annotation, biological process: protein folding in endoplasmic reticulum. Gene Ontology annotation, molecular function: protein binding. Bases 338 to 739 code for a protein of 133 amino acids. The transcript is spliced from 7 exons. NCBI's taxonomy places the organism in Eukaryota, Viridiplantae, Streptophyta, Magnoliopsida, Rosales, Rosaceae.